UACCUUAAGAAACAAUUCAUUCCUGAACGCCAUAAGACGUUUUUUUCGCUUUUGAAUACAGUACACUAAAACGUAACAUAACAAAAUGAUCAAACAAUUUUUAGCAGUUGUUAUUUGCGUCGCUAUAACGACGAUUAUGGUCCAGGCAGCACCGGCUAAAUAUACAACUAAAUACGAUAAUAUAAAUAUCGAUGAAAUUCUGAACAACGAUCGCUUGGUCUCCAACUACUUCAAGUGUCUGAUGGAAACUGGAAAAUGUACUCCAGAAGGCGAAGAAGUUAAACGAUGGUUACCAGAUGCAUUACAGAAUAAAUGUGCAGAAUGUUCUGAAAAACAAAGAUUAGGUUCUGAAAAAAUCAUCAAAUUUCUAAUUGAAAAUAAAAAUGAUAUGUGGAAACAACUUGAAGCAAAAUACGAUCCUCAAGGAACAUACAAACAACGUUAUGCAGAAGAUGCAAAGAAAUUGAACAUUAACGUUUAAAUUAAUAAAAAAUAACA
This is a messenger RNA of Melanaphis sacchari, 498 nucleotides long. RefSeq names its product ejaculatory bulb-specific protein 3-like. The record is from RefSeq and is a predicted model, not a curated record. The transcript is spliced from 2 exons. The coding region runs from base 86 to 481 and encodes 131 amino acids. NCBI's taxonomy places the organism in Eukaryota, Metazoa, Arthropoda, Insecta, Hemiptera, Aphididae.